Messenger RNA from Protopterus annectens (West African lungfish), 1384 nucleotides. RefSeq names its product zinc finger CCHC-type containing 7 (gene ZCCHC7). Gene Ontology annotation, molecular function: nucleic acid binding; zinc ion binding. The annotation marks the transcript as partial. The record is from RefSeq and is a predicted model, not a curated record. NCBI's taxonomy places the organism in Eukaryota, Metazoa, Chordata, Ceratodontiformes, Protopteridae. The transcript has 8 exons.
AUCCGUGGGAUUUUCUACCACAAAAGAGGUAAAUCUGAUGUAGAAUGGUCAAUUGGAGAAAAGGACAGAGAGGCGCAAAUUAUAAAUGCAACUGGAGGACGACGAGCUUACCGUUACUACACAACAGACAAAAAAAUUAGAUGCAGGAAUUGUGAUAAGCAUGGUCAUUUGUCUAAAGAUUGUCCUACACCAAAGAAAAGUCCAGUCUGCUGCCUUUGUGGUGAGAAGGACCAUUUUCAGAACUCCUGUCCAGAGCGACCUUGCUCAAACUGCAGCUUGCCUGGUCACUUCUAUCGAGAAUGUAUUGAAAGGCCUUACUGGAAAAAACAUUGCCACCGCUGUGAAAUGGCAGGUCACUACGCUGAUGCUUGCCCAGAAACAUGGAGGCAGUAUCACAUAACGGUCACUCCAGGGUCACCUGUAAGAUCACGUAUACAACCUACUAGUAAGAAAAAGGGAUACUGCUACAACUGUGCUCAGAAAGGACAUUAUGGUCAUGAGUGUGUAGAGAAACGAAUGACUCCUUGGAUUUUACCAACAAGUCCUUUUGUAUAUUCCUACGAUAAUGAAUACAGCAUAGCAAAGAGGGAGAAAAGAAUAUACAGAAAAAUUCAAGAACUUUGUGAAGCAGGCCUCUGGGAAUUGCCUUUGGCAGCAAAGAGACCGCGGAUUGAGAAUAACUGCACAACAGAGCCAUUAACAAAAAAGAAAAAGAAAAAGAAGAAAAAAAGAUCCAGAGGAAUGUGUAAAGGUUUAAAGGAGGAGAAAUAUAAGCCAGACAAAAAGAAGAAUGCAAGGCAAGUGAAUGAAAACCAGAAAAGGAGUCAAAGACAAGAAUUCUUAUCUUGUGAAGGAAUGGAAGAUGCUUUCCCUAGAGGAUCCAUGAUCCGCCAUCAAGUUGUUAAUGCCACCCCACAACAGCACAGUAACAGUGCAGUUUUAUUCUUUCAUGGCCGUGAAAAGCAGAGAGAGCUUCCAGCCAUUACCAAGAAGAGAAGAAGGAAAAGGAUGGGCAAAAAAGCUAUUAAACAUGAGAGUUCAGAAGCCACUGAUAACUUAUUCCUAAUUAAGCAAAGGAAGAGGAAAAGAAAUAGGUCUCAGAAAUUGUGAAGGUCUGUUCGAAAACAUCAUGACCAGAAUGAGAACCUUUUAAAACUGUUUUUAGUAAAUACUGGCAUAUUCAUUUCUAAUUUGUUUUCAUGUGAUAAUAGAGUACACAAAAGUUAACUGAUUUACUCAGGGUCUCCCAGUAUGUAAAUCGGACUUUGGGAUCUAAACUGUUUUCCCCUUGUUCACACCAUAGUGGUUCAUUUUCCACGUAGAAGCAGAACUUAAAUGGCUUACAGCUGGUUGCCUCUCUGCUAAUAAAAGUGUUAAAAUGCAA